Molecule: messenger RNA, 390 nt
Organism: Monoraphidium neglectum
Lineage: Eukaryota; Viridiplantae; Chlorophyta; Chlorophyceae; Sphaeropleales; Selenastraceae
Exons: 6
Coding region: 1-390 (129 amino acids)
Biological process (GO): DNA topological change
Molecular function (GO): DNA binding; DNA topoisomerase type II (double strand cut, ATP-hydrolyzing) activity
Source: RefSeq, a predicted model, not a curated record
AUGAAGGAGCUGCGGCCAGAGCUCAUAGCGACACACUCCAGUGACGUGCGCGUGUUUGAGGGCCACGCCUUCCUGGUGGAGGCGGCCGUCAGCGUGGGCGGCCGCGACAUGAAGCCAGGGCUCAACAUAUACAGGUUUGCCAACCGAAUCCCGCUGCUGUUUGAGGGUGGCAAUGACGUCAUCACCAAGACCGCCGCCAAGAGGGUCAACUGGGCCACCUACAAGAUCAACCAGCACACAGACAAGGUGGGGGUGUACGUGAGCAUCGUGUCCACCAAGAUCCCAUUCAAGGGUGCGGGCAAGGAGUACAUCGGCGAUGACAUCGAGGAGAUGGUGGCGGCCGUCAAGGCGGCCCUCAUGGCCUGCGGGCUGCAGCUCAAGCCCGCAUAA